Molecule: messenger RNA, 696 nt
Organism: Rotaria sp. Silwood2
Lineage: Eukaryota; Metazoa; Rotifera; Eurotatoria; Philodinida; Philodinidae
Source: the annotation of a GenBank genome assembly
GAAUGAUUUCGAGCUGAUUGUAAGAGAUAAACUAUUUUUCAUAGGAUGUUGCAUGGCAUUGUACACAUCCAACUAUAUUUGGUUCUGCAGGUGAUGAUAAAAAAUUAAUGAUAUAAGUAUUUGAUCAUUUGUCUAUUAUUUUAAAUUUUGAAUUUUAUUUCAAUUUGGGAUACAAGACCAAAUAAUUAUGCAAAACCAGUCGUAUAGUUGAUGCACAUUCAGCUGAAGUUAAUUGUGCAAGUAAUAAUUAUUUAAUUUAUUUAUAAUAGAUUGAUUUUUGUCUACUAGCUUUCUUUUACUCUAUUCUCAAAAUAUAUUCUUAUAACUGGUUCAGCUGAUCGAACACUUGCUUUAUGGGAUUUAAGAAAUUUAAGAGUUAAAUUAGCUACAUUUGAAUCUCAUAAAGAUGAAAAUUUUCAAGUACAAUGGUCACCUCAAAAUGAAACUAUUUUUGCAUCAAGUGGUUCUGAUCGACGACUUCAUAUAUGGGACUUAAGUCGAAUUAAUCAACCACAAACACCAUCUGAAUUUAUCCACGGUGGUCAUGUCGCUAAAAUUUCCGAUUUUUCAUGGAAUCCGAAUGAACUAUUUGUCAUCUGUUCUGUAUCGGAAGAUAAUAUGGCUCAAGUUUGGCAAAUUGGUGAACAAGUAUAUAAUGAUGAUAUUGGUAUGGAUGCUAUAUCUGGUGAUCGAUGA